Messenger RNA from Thlaspi arvense, 525 nucleotides. The record is from the annotation of a GenBank genome assembly. Lineage: Eukaryota; Viridiplantae; Streptophyta; Magnoliopsida; Brassicales; Brassicaceae.
AUGGAAAGACCCAUGCCUCUGUUUCCGAUUCUAACCGCCUCGUUUCUCUUCCUCUUAUGCGUUGCUCCGCCGUUCACCAUCGCCGCUACAGAUGACGAUUUGCCGACGGCGUACUCUCUCCUCCAGAGCUUCAAUUUUCCCGUCGGAAUCCUUCCAAAAGGAGUGGUAUCAUAUGAUCUGGAUGAAUCCACAGGGAAAUUCCACGCGAAUUUCAACAAGUCGUGUAGUUUCGCUCUUCAAGGUUCGUACCAAUUGGAUUACAAAUCGACAAUCUCCGGCUACAUAUCGGAGAACAAGCUCACGAAGCUUACCGGCGUGAAGGUGAAGGUUCUCUUCUUGUGGCUCAACAUCGUGGAGGUCAUCAGGAAAGGAGACGAACUCGAAUUCUCUGUCGGGAUCACAUCUGCCAACUUCGCGAUCGAUGAGUUUUACGAGUCGCCGCAGUGUGGAUGCGGGUUUGAUUGCAAUGGAUUGAAAUUGAAAAGGGAGAAAUCGGGAAGAAACCCUUUUGUUUCUUCUGUCUGA